Achroia grisella is the source of this 1626-nucleotide messenger RNA. Its product is annotated as putative inorganic phosphate cotransporter. Bases 1 to 1626 code for a protein of 541 amino acids. Gene Ontology annotation, cellular component: plasma membrane. NCBI's taxonomy places the organism in Eukaryota, Metazoa, Arthropoda, Insecta, Lepidoptera, Pyralidae. The transcript is spliced from 10 exons. Gene Ontology annotation, molecular function: transmembrane transporter activity. The record is from RefSeq and is a predicted model, not a curated record. Gene Ontology annotation, biological process: transmembrane transport; monoatomic anion transport.
AUGGAUAGAAAGACAGAUAACCUCAAGAAUACCAGCGAUUAUGAUGGCAAAAGAGUUUCCGGAUGGGGCCAAAGACAUCAGCAAUGUGUUCUUUUAUUCCUAUGCCUCACAAUUGCAUACAGCAUGCGAUCUUGCAUGGGAGUGUCUUUGGUAGCAAUGGUGAUGCAUGAUAACAAAUUACCCAAUUACAAUAAUACUAAUCAUACAGAUGCUGCUAUUGUUCUUAAUGAAACAAUAGUUGAUAAUAAUUUAACUAUACUAUCACCAGUGAAUACAACAGACAAACAUACUAGUUUAUAUAUCAGUGAAGAGGCAUAUGAAUCUGCAGGAUUCUUCAAUACGUUAAUGCUGACGCCACCAUACCCAAGAUUUGGAUGGAGCAAACAAGUUCAAGACAGUGUUAUAGCAUCCUUCUUCUGGGGCUACGUAGUGCUGCAAAUUCCAGCUGGACAAUUAGCACAUCGUUUCGGAUCUACUGCCUUGCUCUCAAUUGCAUUGCUUAUCAAUUGCGUAGUAUCUUUGGGAUUUCCUUUGGCUUCUCAUUACGGUGGUUGGGUAUUCGCAGUCAUAUUUAGAAUAAUUCAGGGUCUGAGUCAAGCAUGUGUUAUACCGAGCCUGCACACAGCUCUUGGGAAAUGGGCGCCUCUAGCGGAGAGAGCUAGAAUGUCAGCUUUCGUACAUGGAGGAUCAGCAUUAGGCACAGUACUAGGACUUCCCAUAACGGGUUUUAUUGCAACUUCACCACUCGGUUGGCCAGGGAUUUUCCGAUUCUAUGGAACACUUUCCGGAAUUAUGGGAGUUGCAAUAUGGCUGCUUGGUGCUGACAAUCCUGCAAAGCAUCCUAAAGUAUCAGCUGAGGAAAGAAUGUACAUAGAACAGGAUUUGGGACAGCAUGACACGAAGAAAAAAAUAGCCAUACCUUGGUCCCGCUUACUGCGCAGUCGCGGCCUGUAUGCCAUAGUAAUUGCCCACACUGGGUAUUCUUGGGGCAAUUUGUUUCUAUACUCCGAGGUACCUUCUUACAUGAACAAAAUAAUGGGUGUAAAUAUCAAAGCGAAUGGCAUGUUGACGGCUCUCCCAUUUUUCGUUAUGUGGCUUACAAACUUCUUCUUCAGUUGGUUUGCUGACAUGAUCAUUGUUAAGAAGUACUUCAGUGUAACGACUACGAGGAAACUGGCCAACUCUUUGGGUUGCGUGCCGGCCGCUGUGUUAUUUAUUGCACUGGCUUAUGCUCCGAGUAAUAUUUAUGUAGUUGAAACAAUUUUGGUUUUAAUUUGCGCUUUCAAUAUAUCCUCGCAUGUUGGUUUUCAGGUAAACCACAUCGACAUCUCGCCAAACUUUGCUGGCAUCAUGAUGAGCAUCAGUAAUUUCUUCUCGAACCUCGUCGGAUCGUUAGCGCCAAUUGUUACAGGCCUCAUCUUAAAGAGCGAUCCGGCAAGCAAAUAUCUGUGGAGACAAGCGUUCUUCGUGGCAAGCGGUCUGUACUUCUUCUCCAAUCUCAUCUAUGUACUAAUUGGUACUGCCGAAUUAGCUGAAUGGAAUGACCCUGACACUACAGAUGCCCCGAAAAACGAAGAAGAAAAUACACCAAUACUCGAAAAACCUAAUGUCGUAAAAAUUUUGUAA